AUGGAUGUUGGGGAUUGGAAAGGAGAUAUUUAUUGGACGAAGGUGAAGGGGCUGGGACAAUUAACAGCGAUAAUUAUCGUUGAGGGUUUGGCUGAUUCUUUUCAAGUGUCAACGAUUCAAGAAGAAUUUAUUGUGGCUGCUACUGCUCACUACGAGCGUAAGCAGUGUGGUGGUGUGGUUGAUUUUAACGAUUGUGGAAUUUUGGAGAGUGGUGAUAAUAAUAAUAAUAAUAACAAUAGUAAUGGUAAUGAAGGUAUCGAUAGAAAGUAUGAUAAUAAUAACGAUAAUUAUCACAACUGUAAUGGAGUAUUGUGCGGCGAUUGGAAUUUAGAGUAUCGAUUGUUUGAUUGGGAAAAAUAUCCGAAAUUUGUGAAGAAAAAAAUGGGUGAUUUUAGAUGGAAACCAUUAAUAAUUGCGGAAAUGUUAAAAGAAUAUCAGGCGAUUUGGUAUGUGGACAGUAGUGUUAUCUUCAAAAAUAACCAUUCGAAUGGUGUUAUGGAGCGCUUAUUGAAGUGUUAUUCUGAAAUGAGGCUUGAAACGGAGAGUGUUGACGACUCUAAAGCAAAUAUUGUGUUCACAAAGCAAAAUAGUGAUGCAACUGAUGAUCUAUCGCAGCAGCAGCAGAAAUCUAGGAUAAGAAGUAAUGGUGAAUGCUUGAUAUCAACCUACCUGUUACAUGCAUAUACUGGACAUGGAAUUUAUGCGGCAACUGACCCUGAAACAUAUCGUUUCAUACCGACAAAUUUGGAGAAAUUAAAGAAACCAACAGCGAAAAUGUAUGAAGCGGGACUGGCACUGGUUUUGCGUACUACGGGCACAAUGGAGAGUGUUCUGAGAUGGUGA
Messenger RNA from Anisakis simplex (herring worm), 843 nucleotides. The record is from the annotation of a GenBank genome assembly. NCBI's taxonomy places the organism in Eukaryota, Metazoa, Nematoda, Chromadorea, Rhabditida, Anisakidae.